Molecule: messenger RNA, 543 nt
Organism: Babesia bigemina
Lineage: Eukaryota; Apicomplexa; Aconoidasida; Piroplasmida; Babesiidae
Product: 60S ribosome subunit biogenesis protein NIP7, putative
Exons: 6
Coding region: 1-543 (180 amino acids)
Biological process (GO): ribosome assembly
Cellular component (GO): nucleus
Molecular function (GO): RNA binding
Source: RefSeq, a predicted model, not a curated record
AUGCGGCCGCUCAGCGAGGACGAGGCCCAGCUUGUCUUUAAGAAGCUAGCAACCUACAUCGGCGAGAAGGUCCUGUCUUUGGUGGACGCCGGCGACUCGGGGCCGCAGCACGUCUUGCGGCUGCAUCGCGAGAGGGUCUACUACAUGAACGAAGCGAUACUCAAGUACAGCGGCUGUAUCAACCACAAAAACCUGAUAUCGGCUGGAGUCUGCCUCGGGAAGUUCACGAAGGCCAAGCACUUCAGGCUCCACAUCACGGCGCUGCACUACAUGGCCCACUACUCGAAAAGCAAGGUGUGGCUGAAGUCUGGAGAGCAGUCGUUUGUCUACGGCAACAACGUCGCGAAGAAACACAUUGGCCAAAUGAGCGAAGAUGUGCCGCAAAACGGAGGAGUGGUUGUCAUGUACAACAACCUGCCGCUCGGCUUCGGCGUGACCUCGAAGUCGACCGAGGCGCUCAAAACGGCGCUACCGGACGACGUGGCCGUCUUCCACCAGGCCGAUAUCGGGGAGUACCUUCGUCACGAGGCCGAAAUCAUCUGA